Molecule: messenger RNA, 799 nt
Organism: Sceloporus undulatus (fence lizard)
Lineage: Eukaryota; Metazoa; Chordata; Lepidosauria; Squamata; Phrynosomatidae
Product: lymphocyte antigen 6E-like
Exons: 3
Coding region: 82-396 (104 amino acids)
Molecular function (GO): acetylcholine receptor inhibitor activity
Source: RefSeq, a predicted model, not a curated record
UAAAUCCUGGAUUUAAAUGGUAUAUAACCUGCACUCCAAAGAUGCCCUUGCUACUCGUCUGGACAGAAUUGGAAAAUCAACAUGAAGACGGCGUCCUCCCUCAUUUCUUUAUUGGGUGCAAUUGUCAUCUGCACACACAUAGCUCAUGCAAUGAUCUGCUUCUCAUGUGAAAACGAGACCUCAAACUGGAAGUGCCUUCGUAUGUCUUUCUGCUCCAAGGAAGAGCAAAGAUGCAUAACCAUUGGUACAGUUUCAAGAACAGAUAAUUCUUCCCAGGUGCUCAUCACCAAGAAGUGUGCCCAGAGGUGUCCGUCCGAAAAGGAUUAUCCCAACAGAGCACUCAACUCUCUUUUCUGCUGUGAACAUACCUGGUGCAACAUUAGGCCUCCAAAAUAAAGAGCAACCCACUGGAAUGGAAGGUUUUGUCUGGAGCAAUUCAGCAGCUGGAUUCUCUGAGCUCAGAUAUGCUGAACUAGAAAGAAAAAGUGAAGGCUCCUUGGCAAAUAUACCCCUCUUAAACCAAGCCUGAAUGUUUAUUCUGCCAUUAAAACUGUGCAGUAUAAUAUCCUUGCCUGGAGACUGGUUUCAGCCAUGAGUCUGAGUUUGCAGUAUUACUAUUGUUGUUAGCUGCCCUGAAGUUGGCCCCGAUUCAUGGUGAUCCUGUGGAUGAGGCAUCUCCAAGCUCCCCCAUCCUCCACUGCUCAGGUCUUGCAAAUCCAUGUCCAUGACCUCUAUCCAUCUAUCUGAGUCUAUCCAAUCUUUCUCUUUCUACUGCCCUCAACCUUCCCUAGACCCUCUA